ACACCCCGCCGGGUAUAUCUCAUCUUAUGUGAGGACAGGGCAGGACAGGACGGUAUUAUGAGCUGAAGAUUCCCCGCUGUGUUAUGAUGGUUUGUGAGCUGUUUAAAGGCGACACAUGUUCGGCAGAUACGCUGCUUCUUGUGUCACCUAAACGCAGCCGGGACCGGACAUUUUUUACCAAGACAGAGACCAGAAGAAGGAGACGCAACAUGUUUGAAGCUUCAGGGAUCCCUCUCAUCGUGCUGGACAUUACAUGCCUUAUCCUCGUUGGACUUCCUUUUUUCAUCCUCACCCCUCAACACAACCCUUUCAAACGGGGUUUCUUCUGUAGCGAUGAUUCUAUCAGAUACCCGCUCAAAGACGACACCAUAUCCUACCAGCUCUUGGGAGGAGUCAUGAUACCCUUCACGCUCACUUUGAUUGUCUGUGGGGAGUGCCUUUCUGUUUACCUGUCCCGCAUCAAGAACCAGUCUUUGGGGACCAAGUAUGUGGCAUGUGUCUACAAAGUGGUGGGGAGCUAUGUGUUUGGAGCUGCUGCUAGCCAGUCUCUGACGGACAUCGCAAAGUACUCCAUCGGCCGCCUGAGGCCAAACUUCCUGGCCGUGUGCAAACCGAACUGGGAUCGUAUCAACUGCAAAGCUGGUGGAUACAUCGAGAACUUUACGUGUAAUGGAGACAAGUUUCUGGUGGAUGAGGCCAGACUGUCCUUCUUCUCAGGUCAUUCCUCCUUCUCCAUGUACUGCAUGCUGUUCCUUGUACUGUACAUUCAAGCCAGACUGAAGUCUGAGUGGGCGAGGCUCCUGCGUCCCACCAUCCAGUUCUUCCUGAUUGCAACGGCUGUGUAUGUGGGUCUGUCCCGAGUGUCGGACUACAAACAUCACUGGAGUGACGUGCUCGCUGGCCUCCUGCAAGGAGGUUUGGUUGCUACAUUUACAGCAUUCUGUGUGUCCAACUUCUUUGAACAGCCGGUGGAACCAGUGGUUUCACAGGAAGAAGAAGCCUCACACACCAGUUUACAGGAAAACCCUUCCAAUGGGAACCACUACGGCAGCACUUAGUGAAUCUGAAGCCUCAAAGACAAUGCUGUAAAGGGACUUUAUCCAUUAAAAUUGCCACAGAGGACCUAAAACACACUGAAGAACUCAACAAGUGCUUGAUAUUAUGCUGUCUGGCUGUCGCUGUGCACAGUUUGCCCUACGUUGCAGACGCUGCAGGCUUUAGCUGCUACCUUUGGUGUGGUGGCUAAACUUUAAUUACAGGAAGAAAAGUGCGCUGCAGAAGACAGUGCUUUCACUUCACUGAAACGUUAAGAUGAAGACUUUCUGCCAAGUUUUCGGGAAAUCCAACAUAGUGAGUUUAUGAUGGAAUUAAAAAUAAAAACACAGCAUUUUGGGUUUACCUUAGGACAGCUUGCUUUUUUACAGUGUGAGCUUGUUGAAAAUGUGGUUUUAGAGUAUAUAUUGGUCUGGUGUUGCUUAUACCAUGAAUGAAAUUCCUUUUGCUCAGAAUAUAAUGACUGUCUGUAUGCAGACUGCAAGCAGGCUUGUAGGGAGCCUGGCACCUGUGAAUAAGAAAACCUGGACUGUCCUUAAACGUAAAAUGGAGACUGAACUCAAGAGUAAUUUAUUUCCCGUUGAUUUUUGCCUUAGUCAGAUUGCUGCUACCUGCUGUCAUGUCCUUGAUAUUAUUCCAUGUUUGAAAAUGCAUGCAUUGAUUUUUUAAGUGUUAUUUUUCCUUUUCUUGUAAAACUUUUUUACAGUUUGUACGAUGCUCUGCGUGGUCUUUGUCCACUCUGAAAGCUUUAACUGUGUUGUUUAAAGCAGUUCUGGGAAAAUCGUCUUACAAAUAAAAGAGCUCUGUAUUUACCUUUUUGACACAGAGUAGGGAAAUUAUUUCUGUGUUUGGUCCCUGGCACAGUUGCUGAUUUGUCAGUAUCAGGGAGGGCUUCAAGGAAAAGAAACCAGAGAGAAAGCUUUUUCUCAUCAAAACACUACAAUAGUGAGUCAUUCUCUGUCUGCAGACAGACCAAAGAAACCGCAGGCAUGCAAAUGGACUGAUGACAAUGUAAAAACAAGUCCAUCUAAUGUACUGGUGGUAUCAUGAAUAUGGAGGUUAAGCACCACUCAGCACAUUACCAGACUGAUACUCCACUAGAGGAGAGUUUUGUUAGCAGAGGACACUGAGCCUUGGCUGUAACUGUCCGACUUCAGGAUGUGUAAAGGCCUAAUCCCAUUACAGUGGCGGAAAGAAGUAGGCUUAAGAGAAAUUAAACACACAAGGACACCCACAUUCAUUGACGUCAAGUCCCAUCAAUCAACUCAAAUCUGUGAGGAGUAUUGUACAGCAGAUUCAACUCAGGGAACUUUGAACUGGAGUUAGAAAACAAGAUGUUCAAAAGUAGCUGGCGAGUUGUCAACUAGCAAGGCUCAGUUGCCAGACUGCUCUUUUGAAGAUCAAAUUCAAGCUGUAUUGAUCUCAUAGUUGUCUUGACAUUGUUGAAAUUGUAGCUAUAACUAAAGGACUCAGGUUCUUCUGAAUGACCAGAAUUUAUCCUACCUGGCUUUUGUUGAAAUGCCCAAAAAACAAACUACAGCAGGAUAUAUUUUACUUUAUUUAUUUUUACGCAUUUGAGCUUCCCACUCAUGACAUCAGAGGAAAACGUGCGAGUGAAUCACAGUCACACACAAAAGGUCCAUACAGCUAUCUACAUUUCAGUGUGCUUUUUUCAAACUUUCCCAUGUGAGACUCUUGUUUUUGAUUCCACUCUCAGUUCCUGGUAAAGAUUCUGUUUUUCUCAACUCACAGAAUUUCAUGCAUACUUCGGCAUUUUAUUCUUCAGAGUGUCUUCAUGUUAACAUGUGGUAAACUACCCAAGAUAUAUUUCCCCUUGUGUCCUAACAGCACCAGGGCUGAAUUCACCCCUUGGACAAUAUGAAUAAAUGUAUUAACUGCAUGCAAACUAUGCAUGUUAUACAUAAAGAGAAGUGCUAUUUCUCAGAGAGGUUGCUUGAAUGCCUCAUGACAUGUUAAUAAAUAUGGACAUUGA
Molecule: messenger RNA, 3046 nt
Organism: Notolabrus celidotus (New Zealand spotty)
Lineage: Eukaryota; Metazoa; Chordata; Actinopteri; Labriformes; Labridae
Product: phospholipid phosphatase 1-like
Exons: 7
Coding region: 84-1058 (324 amino acids)
Biological process (GO): phospholipid dephosphorylation; signal transduction; phospholipid metabolic process
Molecular function (GO): phosphatidate phosphatase activity
Source: RefSeq, a predicted model, not a curated record